Messenger RNA from Peronospora farinosa, 513 nucleotides. Lineage: Eukaryota; Oomycota; Peronosporomycetes; Peronosporales; Peronosporaceae. The record is from the annotation of a GenBank genome assembly.
AUGGCUGCUAACAAUCAGGAACAAAAUGUUGCCACGUUUGCUGCCGGCUGUUUCUGGGGUGUUCAACUGGCGUUCGAUCGUGUCCCGGGUGUUCUGGAGACCACCGUGGGCUAUACGCACGGUACCGUGGAUAACCCCACGUACCGCCAGGUUUGUUCUGGUCAGACCGGUCAUGCAGAAGCCAUUAAGGUCGUGUUUGAUGAUGAAAAAGUGUCGUACGAUGCUCUACUGAUGAAAUUCUGGUCCAUUCACGACCCCACGACGCUCAACCGCCAGAAAAACGACCAGGGCACGCAAUACCGUUCGGGGAUUUACUAUCAUAAUGAGGGCCAGCGUGACGCUGCCUUGGCUUCUAAAGAGGAGCAUCAGAAGACGCUAAGCAAGCCUAUUGUCACUGAGAUUAAAGAAGCCACAAAAUUUUGGGAUGCAGAGGGUUAUCACCAGAAAUAUUUGGAGAAGGGGGGACAAUGUGCAGACAAGGGAUGCGACACCACGAUUCGUUGCUACGGUUAA